AUGGCCAAGAUUAACCGAUGCCACGGAUCAUCGACCGCAUCCCUCACCGAUCCGACAAGUUGCGAGUUGUCUGCGGUCAAGAUGAUCGACUUGGGUAUGCUAAAAAGCUCUUCAUCGUCGUCGAUGUCUUUGGCGUCACACCCGUGUUCAGGCGCUGACAAGCUUCGAAUUCGCCGUCGGAAUAGCAGCUCCGCAAGCCCAACCCCUCGGACCAUCUUCUCAGGGAUACAACCAACAGGCAUACCGCAUCUAGGUAACUAUCUGGGCGCGCUUCGACAGUGGGUCAAAUUGCAGGAUGAAGCCACCCCGGACACGACUUUGUUGUACUCCCUAGUCGACCUUCACGCGAUCACUGUUCGUCAAGAUCCCAACCAGCUGCGCCAAUGGAAGAAGGAAAGCCUGGCCAUGCUGCUUGCGAUUGGGCUUGAUCCCAAUCGCAGUAUCAUCUUUCAUCAGAGUGAUGUGCCAGCUCAUGCAGAGCUGAUGUGGAUCUUAUCCUGUCAAGCGAGCACUGGCUACCUUGGCCGCAUGACGCAGUGGAAGGAUAAGACUGCCAGCGCAAAGGAAAACAGUGAGAAGCUGAAGCUCGGCCUUCUCUCCUACCCAGUUUUGCAAGCCGCUGAUGUACUGGUUCACCGAGCCACGCAUGUCCCUGUCGGACACGACCAAGCGCAACACCUUGAAUUUGCCCGGGAGGUAGCGAGUGGCUUCAACCAUGUCUACGGCCAAGACGUUCUGAUUCAACCCGAAACGCUCAUCAGUCCUGCGAAGAGGGUCAUGAGCUUGACCGAUCCUGCCGCCAAGAUGUCCAAAAGCCAUCCCAAUGCUCGAUCACGCAUCUUGCUCACCGAUUCAACAGAGACAAUCCAGAGCAAGAUCAAAGCAGCUGUCACAGAUUCGAUCGAGGGCAUUACGUACGAUCCCAGUAGCAGACCCGGUGUUAGCAACCUUAUCGACAUUAUCUACCACACCAACGACACCUCGGAUUACGCCAGCCAGGAUGAGUUGGCCCGGGAUCUCGCGAGUCUGAGUAUGAGAUCAUUGAAGACGCGCACUGCAGAUGCCAUUGACCGCGUGUUGGAACCCAUCCGGGCGCGAUACAGCUCCUUAAUUGGGGAUGAAUCAACUCUUAUCGACCUAGCCCAUACUGGCGCCGUCAGGGCUUCGGAUAGUGCUUCUGGGACAGUAGCCAGGGUGAGGAAGGCCAUGGGUCUAUCAUAA
Baudoinia panamericana UAMH 10762 is the source of this 1221-nucleotide messenger RNA. RefSeq lists its product as uncharacterized. The record is from RefSeq and is a predicted model, not a curated record. Gene Ontology annotation, cellular component: mitochondrion; mitochondrial matrix. Bases 1 to 1221 code for a protein of 406 amino acids. The transcript is spliced from 3 exons. Gene Ontology annotation, biological process: mitochondrial tryptophanyl-tRNA aminoacylation. NCBI's taxonomy places the organism in Eukaryota, Fungi, Ascomycota, Dothideomycetes, Mycosphaerellales, Teratosphaeriaceae. Gene Ontology annotation, molecular function: tryptophan-tRNA ligase activity; ATP binding.